Messenger RNA from Neolamprologus brichardi, 2156 nucleotides. The record is from RefSeq and is a predicted model, not a curated record. NCBI's taxonomy places the organism in Eukaryota, Metazoa, Chordata, Actinopteri, Cichliformes, Cichlidae.
CGAGAGCCACAGAGACGGGCACGCGCCUCCGCCCCGCCCCCAGCAGAGUGAGAAAAGCCCCAAAAGUUAACGACGACAACAAAACAAACCACAGAAGAAGAGGAGUAAACAACAACUGGAGUGAGCAACAUGGCGGCGGUGAGAGUAGCCGGGGUUUCAGAGCGGCGCUGCCUGGAACUUCAGGCCGCUCUGUGAGCCUCUGCCCGCGGCAUGAAGCUCUCCGGGCUGCCGGCAUCAUGGCCGUUGUGACAGCCAACGCCCGCAGAGUCGUGACGGAUCCUGCCGGAGUGUCCCCGCGGGGGAGCCGGUCUCCGGCACCGGGAGCCGGCGGGAGAUCCAAGGAGUCCUGGAAGGGACACAUCAUCCGAGAGCUGAAGCACCGAGACCUGAGCCAGCACGCCAUGUUCCAGGACCUGAUCCGCUUCUACACUCAGCUGCUGGAGAAAACCAGUCUGACCAAAAGACUGCUGAGCAGCGCCGCCAGGCGUCCCCCUGCGGGCGGCGCCCCGCUCUCGUCCCUGCUGCAGCAGAGCAUCCAGCUGAAGAAGACCACGGGAGAGUUAGCCUAUCAGGUGGUGGAGCUGACACAGCAGAUAAAAAUCAAAGACGGCGUUCUGGAGGAGCAGCAUGGCAGGCUGCUGCAGGAGCAGUGUUGCCUGUCGCGAGUGUCUGAUGCUCUUCAGGAGCUGCAGGCACAGGUGGAGCAGGUUCAAGGGCAGAACACGGUGCUGAAGGUGGAGUACGACACUCUCCUGGAGCAGCAGAGAGCAGCGGAGGCGAAACUAAGGCAGGAGACGGUCAGAGGGGAAGAACUGCUGGCCAAGGUGAUGAAGCGGAAAAACCAGGCCGCAGCUCGGAUGAACAGCCACAACGAACGCCGCUCCAGAGCUCGAGAGGCAACCCAGGCCGCAGCCAGGUCGAAGGUCAACUUAGACAGGUCAGCUGUCCAUCCCCUGAGCUCUACAUCGCCCUCUUCAGGUUUCUCUAACUCAUCGAGUGCUCCGAGCUCCAGAUCGACGUCUCCAAAGAACGAGAAACGGGACACGUCCACGGAACGAAAACCCAUGCGACUCGUGAGGUCGGCGUCGGUGACGUCUCCGAGGAUCCUGACCUCCAUCAAAGAGCUGUUUGAAAGCAGGAAGAGGCGGGGCCACUCGGUCUGCAGUCAGGAGGAAGAUCUCGUCUCUCCUGUAAGAAUCUGUGUGUCGGCCCGAGUCCCGGCCAGAGCUCUGCAAGUCCUGGAUGCCCAUGAGCAAGACAUCAACGCCGUGCGGUUCAGCUCCAGCUCAGACCUGCUGGCCACAGGGGGGACAGACAAAGUGAUCAAACUGUGGGAGGUCAGGGCAGGCUUGCUGACUCACAGAGGGACCCUGGACGGCAGCACAGAGGGCAUCACCUGCAUCGAGUUUGACCCCAUGGGCUUCAGGAUCCUCGCCGCGUCCUACAGCAAGGCGGCCAUGCUGUGGCAGCUGGGCGACUCCGUUCCAAAGGUGACUCUUACAGGUCACAGCAGGAAGGUGACGGCGGCGAGGUUCAGCAGCAUCUUCCAUCAGGUGGUGACAGGAAGUGCCGAUGGCACCAUCAGACUGUGGGACCUGCGGCGAGCUGCCUGUCUGCAGUCGCGUAAUGUGGCGAAGUACUGCAGCGACCUGGUGUGCUCGGAGAACUGCAUCAUCAGCGGACACUACGACGGGCAGAUCAGAGCGUGGGACUCCAGGGUGGCGAGCUGCGUUCAGGUGUUUCCUGCUCAGGGAAAAGUCACCUCGCUGGACCUCAGUCCUGACCACUGCCAGCUGCUCAGCUGUUGCCGGGACGACUGUCUCCAACUGUUCGACCUGCGGAGGUGGAGCAACGAGCGCUUGACCUUCAGAGCCGACGGGUUCAAAUGUGGCAGCGACAGCACCAAAGCCGUCAUCAGGUGAGUCACAUGAUCAUCAGAACCAAGAAAAAAAACUGUUAGCCGUGCUUACUGGGCGGGCCCCGAGUGAGGAAAAGGCUUACUUUCAGUUGAUGACCAAAGCAACUACCAAUGAGAGUGAAGGAUACUGCUGAGUGACAGAGAGGACAUGUGACCAUCGAUGAAAAAUGAACAUGUGACUGCGGGACGUCUCGCUUUUGUCAGAAUUACAGAUGAAGCUGUUCAGGGGCUCCAGUGA